Juglans regia (Persian walnut) is the source of this 2155-nucleotide messenger RNA. Its product is annotated as protein EDS1L-like. The transcript has 3 exons. Bases 123 to 1994 code for a protein of 623 amino acids. Gene Ontology annotation, biological process: lipid metabolic process; defense response. The record is from RefSeq and is a predicted model, not a curated record. Lineage: Eukaryota; Viridiplantae; Streptophyta; Magnoliopsida; Fagales; Juglandaceae.
AUAUAGUCUCCUACCAAUGGGUGUUUUCAGUAAAACCUGAAACUCGUGGUGGGUUUGGGAAGACAAGCUCUGUGAUCGUUGUGUACCAACAAAUUGCGAAAGAAAGAAACGAACUCCAAACGAUGGCUGGUGGAGGAAGGCUUGGAGACAUCAUAGAAAUGGAUGAAGAGCUUAUUAUGAAAGCUUGCCCUUCUGCCAUGAACGCUCACAAGUUUCCAGAGAAGCCCUUUACUUUAGAGAAAAUCCGUGCUUCAUCAGAUGCUUAUACGGCCUUCAUUUUCAGCUUUGCUGGAUCUUGGUCUGUAAAUGAUUGGCAGUUUGCUCAAAAACCUUUUGGAGAAACCCAGAUCAAAACCGAACUGUUUCCUUCUCUUCGAAGUAUAGGCAACGAUGAAUUUGCCAUGGUUAAUCAAGGUUUUCAGCAGAGGUUCGAGGAGAGGAUCUUGGAGGCUUCAGAUUUCCGAGCUAAGGUGGAAAUGGCCAUGCAAGAAUCUGUGAAAGGUAGGAAGCAAAUGGUGUUUACAGGACACUCCACGGGUGGUUCAAUUGCCAUCCUUGCAACACUUUGGUUCCUGGAAAAAUGCUCCAUAAGACAAGAUACCUCACCUCUCUGUGUGACUUUUGGUUGUCCUCUAACUGGUAAUCACAUAUUUUCACAUGCUCUUAGUCGAGAGAAAUGGGCUUCCUACUUCAAACACUUUGUCAUGAGAUAUGACAUUGUCCCCCGGAUCUUGUUUGCUCCUAUUCCAUCCAUUGAUCAAAAAAUUCCACCAAUCCUGCAACUCUUCGAUGCAAAAUGCAAAAAUCCUGCACUUCAACACUUUGGCAAUAUCACUACUCAACAGGCAUUGGAUUUUUUUUUAACUGUAAUGAGGAAUGCAUCAGCCAUGACAAGCCAUGCUGCCUGCAAACUCAUGGGGAACACAAAUUUGCUCUUGGAAACUGCAACCAGCUUCAUAUCAUUAAGCCCUUACAAACCCUUUGGAACUUACAUCUUCUGCACUGGCAAUGGAAAACUGGUGGUGUUGAGCAACCCAGAUGCUGUUCUGCAGCUACUGUUUUACUCUUGUCAAUUGAGCAGGGAAACUGAUCAAGAGGUAGACAUUGCCCGUAAAAGUCUUCUGCAACAUUUUAUAUAUGAAGAUGAACUGCAAGAAAGCUUACAAAUGCAAGAUGUACACAAUCUUGACUUGAACCAAUUGGGAACCCUCCCACUGUCUGCAGAGGUAGGAGGUGAUAGCGCCACACUCAACUCAGCCUUGAAUGAUCUCGGAUUGAGCUCGAGAGCCAGACUGUGUCUUCGUGCUGCUGGAGAAUUAGAGAAGCGAAAACGGGGAAACGAGGAUGAUAUCAAUGGGAAGAAGACAGACAUCAACAAAGCAAUGAAGUUGCUAGAAGACUACCAAGAGAAGAGUGCGCUUCGGAAUUUAGGCUCUUAUGAUGCCUUCAAGCUUCAAAAAGACAACAAGGACUUCAACGCUAAUGUGAAGAGACUCGAGCUAGCUGGUAUAUGGGAUGAAAUCAUCGAGAUGUUAAAAAGAUACGAACUCCCAGAUGGAUUCGAGGGUGAUAGGAGUUGGGUAGAGCUCGGAACGAGGUAUCGCCGCCUUGUUGAGCCCCUGGAUAUCGCCAACUACUAUCGACACUCCAAGAACGAAGACACAGGAGCUUAUAUGAAGAGGGGCAGGCCAAAGCGUUAUAGAUACACACAGAGAUGGUGGGAGCAUGCUGGGAAGAUGGCUACCGAUGCCAGUGGAGAAUCUAAUUUCUGGGCAGAGUUAGAGGAGAUCCGCAGCAAAACUGGUAGCAGGGCAGGGUUUGAAGAAGUCAAGGAUAAAGUUUUAAAGCUAGAAGAAGGUGUGUAUAAAUGGGUUUGUGGCGGUGACUUGAAUAUGGAUGUGUUCUUGGAGGAAUCCACCCUUGUGAAGUGGUGGAAAACACUUCCUGACGAGCAUAAGUGUAGAUCUCGCCUUUCACGAUUCAUGAAUAGAUAAAUAAACGGAGAUUUUGGCUGUUGAGUGCUGACCCCUGCCUGUGUAUUUUUAAAUAAGAAAUCCGUUAUGAAUAUAUGGUGUUCAAAUAGAGUCUCUUUGUUCCUUGUAGAAAUAAAAGAACUUCAACAGUUUUAAGGCAAAUGUGAAUUCAGUUUUGUGAA